Molecule: messenger RNA, 1978 nt
Organism: Zerene cesonia (dogface butterfly)
Lineage: Eukaryota; Metazoa; Arthropoda; Insecta; Lepidoptera; Pieridae
Exons: 7
Coding region: 229-1122 (297 amino acids)
Source: RefSeq, a predicted model, not a curated record
ACAAAGAAACGUAUAACAAUACGUACAUACUACGAACUAUAAUUUUCAUAUGAUUAUUUUCCUGUUCAUCUAUUUAAUUUCAUUUGGGAAACUUUUUACGUUGUGUGUAUCUAUUACCCAUCUAAGGUAAUUCAUUACCAGUCUAACCAGAAUAAAAAUUACUGACCGUCUAUUAUUUUAACGUAACAUUUUAAUCAAAACAUUCGAAUCCACAGUAGGCCAUCAUUAAUGAGUGAGUCAAGUGCAGAAACUGGUGCCAGUGCCGUGUUUGGUGCUGGUGCUGCCCCGCUCAGUAUGUACGUGGUGAGAACAGUUUCAGAGGGCGGCCAAAAUGCGGUGUCAUUGGGGGAACCGCUUGAACUACGCAUUGAGACUUCUGAUGAUACCGAAAUAGAAGCGUAUCACUUGGUCGCUUCUUCGAGAUUGGGCGAUAGUUCUGUGCUACUUCUUGAUAGUAGAGGUUGCCCAACGGGACAGGUAGACUUUCCAUCUUUUACCCGUUCAUAUGUGGGCAACACGCAGCGUCUAUCAUCACGUUUCAAAGCCUUCCGUUUCCCCAACUCACAUGUCGUAAGGUUCGCCAUUAUGGUGCGAUUCUGCGAAAACAAAUGUGUUCCGGUCAAUUGUGGUGUAAGAAGUUCCCGGCAGACGAAUGGCACGAUCGAUCGUAAUGAUAGUGCGUUUGCAGCAACGGUGAGACAAGAAACAGCAUGGAAUCCCAAUCUGGUAGCGCAGGGAGGGUCGUCAGCGCUGUGUGCAGGCGGUGUUGGGCGGGUGCCCCUCGAGCUCGAGAUGGUCGUGGGCGCGAGGGACAUCCUCUCCGCUGACACGCUUGUGCGAGCUGAUCAUCGGUCCUCUUUAGCUGAAACUACAAAAUUAGGUGAUAGCGCAAUGGUGUGCGUGCAUGAAUUAUUGUUAGUAGCCCUGGCGCUGGCGUGGCUCGCCGUGCAAGUCCUUCUCUUGUUGGGCUGCUGUGUGCUUGUCAAGAGAUAUAGGAAUCUAGCUGAAAUGAACAUGCAGAAAGACUAUCAUUCAUUUGACAAUAUCGGCUUUGAUACCGGUUCGACUCACCGUCGCGUGCAUUGGCCGGAUCAGAAUAUCGAUAUAUUGCAUGCCACAUGAUAUACAAUAUGUAUUUUAAUUUAAUUAGUCACCACUCUUAUUCUGUAAUUUUCGAUAAAUUUGUUACUUCAUUGACGUUUUACAUUUAUAAUUUUGAUUUAAAUAUGUAAGUUAUAAAUAAUUUAAGUUACUUCAAAUUUAUGUAUAAUGAGUAAAACCACUUACAAACAUUAUAUUUUUACUCUUUGCUAUAUUGCAGUGUUUAGAGAGACUCCCUAAGAGCCGGUGCUGUAUGUUGAUACAGUAUUACGAUAACUCAAUUUUUCCUAAGAAUUUUACUGUUAUAAAAAAUUUUCACCUUCACAGGAAGAAUAGGUUUCUUAAAUGGAAAAUGUAUUCAAAUGAAAGAAUAUGAUUUGCAUUUGUAUACCUCUAUUAUUGAAUAUUUUGGUUCAUUUGGCCACACCGGUAUUUGUAGAUUCACGGCCAUUCCUUAUAUAGAAACUAUUGGAGCGUGUACUUGACUGACAUUGUGCAUAGUAGUGUCAUUGUAAACAUUGGCCUUCCGCGGUUUUGUAGGCAUGUUAAAAAUUGCUUAAUUAAUUAAAAAUUAUUUUCCUAGCAUAAUUUAAAUCAAGUGUAAAUUGUGAGUCGAGAGACUCAAAUAAUAAUACUUAAUUGAAAAAAUGCAAAUAGAAUAUUUAUUUGUAGGUGAAAAGAUUGACGGAAAAAAUAACUGAAUUUAACCCAUUUUUUAUUCCGAAUAAAAAUAAUUUUUUUUGUUAAUAGUGUUCACUUUUGUUGCUUAAAUCGUUCGUUAGCAUUUGUAUGAUGCUAUAGAUAGCUUUAUCUUUAUAUGUCGCUUGACAUAGAAAAAUUAUUUUAUACAAAAAAAUAAACCGCCGAUCAUAUCCGA